Molecule: messenger RNA, 1554 nt
Organism: Caenorhabditis bovis
Lineage: Eukaryota; Metazoa; Nematoda; Chromadorea; Rhabditida; Rhabditidae
Source: the annotation of a GenBank genome assembly
AUGUCUGCAGAUGUUAUAAAAAGACGAAUGAACACCGAUAUUUACUCGGUAAUUCUACCUCAUUGCAAAGAUGGUCUUCCGUUUGGCAAAAUUGUGCCAAAAAUGCUAGAUAGUUUGGGGUAUUCUUAUGAUAAAAGGUAUCACGAGGCUGGCUUUCGGGAUCUUGCCGAUCUUUUAAAUCAACAUCCAAAAAUUACUCGCCUUCCAAAUGGAAAUUAUACGAUUAUUCCCGAUAAUACCAACGAAGAGUUGGUUAAAAUGGUUGUCAAACAGAAGGAUAACAAACGGAAGAAGAAAGCAGUGGCAUCAAAAAUUCAUCGUCCACACACGCAUAUUGGAUUUUCGCUUAACUACCGAUCUCCAAAGCAGCAGAAGUCCGUAACGGUCAAACUGAACAAACGCCCAAUUUUACCGACAGUUCAAAUAAGGGGACAGCAGCCGUUGCAGCCAAAUAUGGAUUUGAAUAAACCGUUUAUGCCGAAAGGAAAAAAAGCGAAUAGCCCAGUUAAUUGUAAAAUUGACCAAAAGCGGAAGGCUUCGAGCACGAAAAAAAUUACGACGCAUGUAUAUCUCGGCGGCGACGACGCUGAAGACAGCAGAGCGGUAUUUGCGCCGACCACAAAGACUGAUGAUUUUCCGUCGAUUGUCACAUUCCGAAACAAUACUAUGAAAAUGCUGGCCAAAGUCUACCCGAAACCGAUGCAUCUCAGUGAGCUCAGCGAUCUAUACGAGGAGGAAUUUGGAUUGCGUGUCGAUCCAAUGCAAGUGUUCAGCAAAUCAUGGAAGAUGCUUGCCACAUCGACGUUUAAAGAUUUCAUUGGACUGAGCGGCGCCGAAAUAAAAUUAAAAGAAGAAUGGGUGAAUAAGAAUAGAAAAUACUACAUGUUAUCGCCAGAUUGCGAAGUGUCACGAGCAAACUGUGGAACCCUCAAAAUAUCAGAUGAUUCACCGAAUUCCGAAUCAUCCUCGAAAAGGUCGAUCAUUGAUUUGUCUAAACAGCUCGGGGGGCUGACAGUUUCUAGCUCCACUUUUUCGUCUCCAUCAACAAGAAGCAUUGUCUCAACUGCAUCCAACAAUACCAAUCGUGAAGAGCAAGAAAGGGCUCGACGCCGAUUGUUGCUCGAGAAGCGCGUCUCUUUUGAUAAUGUUGCCGACACAUUUGGGGCUAGUUUGUCGACGAAUCGCCGUCCAGCUACGAGCAUCGAAUUUUUCCCGCGUAGAGCGGAAUCAUCUUCUACGAAUGCGCCGAAAACGAAACCGUUGGAUAGUUCAGGAAAUCUGCCGUUAUGCACUGAGGUCAACAAAAAUGCGAAAUCAUCAAAGCCUAAUCGUACGGGUUUAAGGCUAUGUAGACCGGUUAGUUCGAUGGCAGCUCCAGCGAGGCCGAUUAUGCUUGCCGUGCAAUCGUUGAGAACUCAGCAGCCAUUUGUACGCAAUGCAGUUGUUCGAACGCCAGACAAUAAGCCAGAAGCGAGGCUUAUGGUGGUGAAUAAGAAAACUCCGGUUACAUCAAAUGAUAACGAUCUGGAUGAUCUCCCACCGAUGGGUACGUGA